Molecule: messenger RNA, 3384 nt
Organism: Rhodotorula graminis WP1
Lineage: Eukaryota; Fungi; Basidiomycota; Microbotryomycetes; Sporidiobolales; Sporidiobolaceae
Exons: 3
Coding region: 1-3282 (1093 amino acids)
Biological process (GO): eisosome assembly; negative regulation of protein kinase activity; endocytosis
Cellular component (GO): plasma membrane; eisosome filament
Molecular function (GO): lipid binding
Source: RefSeq, a predicted model, not a curated record
AUGCCGUCCCUCCACGACACGCGCCUCCUCGCCAACCUCCUCAAGACGGAGAAGGAUGCGGCCACGGCCUUCAAGCACUACGCCCACACGGCCGCGACGGCCGGCUCGGCCCUCUCGGCGUGGAGCGUCGCCGACAGCGCCGACACGCCCGACCUCAUGGACGCCGCCAUCCGCAUCUCGCAGCUCAUCGCCACCUGCUCCGACUCGCAGCGCCUGUACCUCCAGGCCCUGUCGGCCUACCGCGCCGCCCUCAAGGAGGUCCUCGCCCGCGAGCAGGCCCUCCGCACCGUCCUGCGCGACCGCGAGAUCCUCGUCAACCGCCUCAUCAAGAUCGGCAACAAGAAGGUCAAGGACGGCCAGGAGGCCGACCACCAGCACAAGCUCGACGACGCCCAGCGAGAGCUUCAAGCCUGCGAGACGUUCUUGCAGGAGGAGGAGAUCGCCCUCGCGACCGCCAAACGCCGCUCGUUCCGCCACGGCCUCCAGCAGCGCAUGCAGUCGAUGGUCGAGCUGUCGCGCGUCAUGGAGGAGUGCGCCGCCGAGGCGGUCGCCAUCCUCGCCCAGCUGCCCUCGCCCGACGGCGACGACGACGCCGAGCACUACGACGCGACGGCCGCACACGCCUACGACGUCGCGUCCGACAUGGGCGACUCGAUCGCGCCGAGCCAGAGCGCGUCGCAGGCCAUGAGCCGCGCCAGCUCGUCGUCGUCGCUCAACGACGAGUACCACGCCAACGCGCCGCCGAUCCCGAACAACCUGCGCAUCGACCCGUUGCCGGCCCGUGCGGCCUCUCCGCCGCCGCGCUCGCCCGUCGUGCGCGCCAAGUCGCCCCUGCGCAGCCCGGUCAACGCGCCGCAGCCCGUCAUGCCCGCCGUCCCGAGCGCGCCGCCGCCCAUCUCGAGCAAGGUCUACGUCGAGCGCCACGCCGGCAUGCCCACGUUCGACAUCCCCAAGGCGCCCGACCUGAGCCGCCGCCCGGACGACUCGGACUCGGAAUCGGACUACGGCGAGCCCGCCGCGCCGGCCGCCAUGCGCAGCAGCCACUACCCGCUCGACUCGCCGCCGCUCCGCCAGCAGGCCUCGUCGAUGCGCCUGCGCCGCCGCGCCAUGAGCGACACGAGCUCGGUCAACGAGAGCACCGCCGGCGGCGGCCGCAAGCGUCGCGGCAGCUUCUUCGGCGGCAUCGCGAGCCUCUUCUCGCGCAACAAGGGCCGCCGCGACCGCGAGCCGAGCGGCGGGUCGGCGCCGCCCGAGUUCGACUACGGCAGCGCCCGCAGCCGGCUCGCCGGCACGGGCGCCAACGGCGGCGGUGCGGCGGCGGCCGAGUCGCGCAACGACGCCGUCCUGCGCUCGGUCCUGAACGCGGGCAAGCUCCCGGCCCGUCGCCGUGGCGGCGAUGACGGCGGCGACUCGUCGGACGAGGAGCGGCGCCCGACGACCCGCCACGUCAACGACCCGAAGGAGCGCUACAAGGCGUUCAGCGACGUCGGCCGCUCGUCGUCGCCGGCUCGCCCGGUCGCGACCCGGAGCCACGUCGCCGCGUCCGAGAUCGGCACGUCGUCGCGCCCCAAGCUGCAGCGCAAGGGCACGAGCGCGAGCACGAGCACGGCGCGCCCGCACGCCGCCACCACCGCUACCGCCGCCGCCGCCACGGCCGAGCCCAACGGCAGCGGCCUUGGCGUCGAGCGCAAGAAGACGCGCAAGGUUAAGAAGGCGGCGAGCGACAUCGGGCCGGCGUCGGCUAUGCCGCAGGGCUGGUCGACCGGCGGGCCCUUGUCCCGGUCGACGGGCGCCGGCGCCACCUCGCUCGAGGUCCCUCGUGCGCCCGGCCGAGGCGACGGCAUCGACGCGCUCGCGAGCGGCGCGACGCUCCCGCCGCCGCCGCCCAUCCCGCAGCAGCAGCCGGCGUUCGCGCCGCGCUCGAGCGGCACGCCGUCGUCGCCCGCCGAGACGGGGUCGCUGCGCCGCAAGAAGACCAAGAAGGUCGCGCCGUCGGGCGGCGUCACGCAGCCGAGCGAGACCGUCAUCCUGUCGGCCGAGGCGCUCGGGAUCCCGACCUCGAGCACGCCGGCGAGCUCGGGCGCAGCAGCGGCAACGAGCAACGGCGCACCCGUCCACCGCCCCGAGCUCAGCAGGAGCAACACGGCGAGCACGACGGCGACGGCGGCGACGGUCGAGCGCCGCAAGAAGAAGAAGCUCGCCAAGCCGGCGCCGCCUCUCGCGAGCGGCCCGCCGCCUGCGCUCGCCGCACCGCUCCCGACCUCGGACGACCUCGCCGCCACCCUCCCCAAGUCGGUCUCGGGCACGUCGGCGCUCAACGCGCAGCUCCCUCGCCCGGACGACCAGCCGCCGACGACCGCGCUCUCGAGUCGCCCGCAGUCGGCCGCCGCGCCUGUCGCUCGUCCCGCAUGGAUGAACAAGGACGACUCGGACAAGCCCGUCAAGGCGCUCGUCGACAAGGAGAAGAAGUCGAAGCGCAUGUCGUCGCUCCACGGCGUCACCAACGAGACGUGGGUGUCGAACCCGGGCGUCGGCGCGCCGGCCACUCGGGCCCCGCCUCGUCGCGCCGAGGGCCACGUCGGCGAGGAGAGCCUCCUCACGGUCGUCGACCGCGCCGAGGGCAACGAGCGCACGUCGCGCUCGUACGGCACCACGCCGCUCGCGACGCAGGGCCUCGCGCCCGCUUCGGCGGCGACGGCGGGCCUUCCCUCGCCCUCGGGCGCCCUGAGCGCAGCUCUGCCGUCGGCCCCUCCUGCCCAGAGCCACCAGCCGUCGUCGCAGGCCGUCCUCCCGCGCCCGCCGACGCUCGACGUCCCGGCCUCGCAGCUCACCAAGCGCAAGUCGGUGCGCCUCGCCGAGGCGGCCGACCCGAGCCCGCCGCUCUCGUCGGCGACCAUGACGCCGUCGCUCAGCAUGCGCUCGUCGUCGUCGACGGCCGCACCGCGUCACGGCAUCCUCAUCCAGCGCGAGGCGUCGCCCGCACCGGGCUCGGUCGCCGCGUCCCUGAGCGAGCGCGCUGCGUCGCCCUCUCGCGCCGACGGCUCGGCGCAGUCGAACGGCGGCGGUGGUGGCGGCGGCGGCAUCGCCGGCGCGUGGCCGACGCGAGCGAGCAUCCGGGCCGCCAUGGACGACUCGUCCGACUCGGACGAGGAGGGCCGCAGGGCGUACCGCCAGGCGAGGAAGAUGCUCGGGCGCGGCACCAAGGAGAUGGACGACGCCAUGGCGGGCAGGAAGGCGCCGACGAGCGAGGAGAAGGGCAAGUCGAGGGCGGUCGACGCAUGAGCGGGCGAGUCGAGGAGGGUCAGGUCUUGUAGCAAAACCUCUCGUGCGCUCGCUCGCAGCAGUCGAGCGAGCUAAUUCUAUACUCAGAUAUCAUCCUCUCGU